ACCAGAAAUGUAUGAACUGCACUUCAGCGGUUGCUGACGGCAGUUCUCCUUCUAACACAGAAGAAUUCAGGACUAGUUCUUAGGCAAAAUGGAGUCGCCCACAGCGGAUUUUGGCGCUGACUUUAUUUAUAAUUUAUCAUCUUGAGGUAUGUAAUAGAAUUUUUAUAUGGCAUGCACCUGCUAGGAAAUGCGUACUCUUUUCAAUGGUAUUUGUUUGAUAUUUAAAUUUUCUUCUCCUUUAAUACAAAACUGCUUCACAGCUUCAUAAGUUCAAAACCAGGUUGUGUUAAUGUUUAUAAUUUAUAUAUGGUGUGGACAUAGUUCUGUUGUCUUGCAUACAGGUCUGGUGAUUAUCAGCCUUACUUCGUGAAUAUCGUCCAAUGUUGUUAAUUUCCCUGUACCCUCCCUUGUUAUCUUUCACCUUGUCAUCUGUUUGCCGCUGCCUCAUGGGAGUGAUGUGCUCGGAUGUCUGCAGUCUCCAGUUACCAUAGAAACCUGAUCAUUAUCAUGACAGUGACAUUUUCUCGGCAGGUACCACUGUGGAAUCAGAAGCAGGCAAAGUCUGUGGAUCAGCCAGUUGUUUGGGAUUACCAUGUGAUCCUGCUACAUCGUCAGAGCAGCUCAGUUGUCCAGGUGUACGACCUGGAUACGCGGCUGACAUUUCCCUGUUCAUUCCGGAGAUACGCUCAGCAGGCCAUACACUCUGAGGACUUCCUGAAACCAGAAUAUAAACGGUACUUUCGAGUGAUUUCUGCUGAAACAUAUCUGCGUCACUUUGCAUCUGACAGAACCCAUAUGUUGGGCGAGGAUGGGAGCUGGCAGAAAACACCUCCACCUUAUCCUUGUAUACAAACCCCAGAGUCAAACAACAACAUUGCCGAUUUCAUCAGCAUGGAUCCGUCAGUUGGCUGGGGGACUGUGUUAUCACACGGUGAAUUCACAAGGAGGUUCCUACCGUCUUGACACCAGCUACGCACCUCACUGAGGGACUGUGUUAUAACAUGGUGAAUUCACAAGGGGGUUUCUACCAUCUUGACACCAGCUACGCACCUCACUGAGGGACUGUGUUAUAACAUGGUGAAUUCACAAGGGGGUUUCUACCAUCUUGACAUCAGCUACACACCUCACUGAGGGACUGUGUUAUCACAUGGUGAAUUCACAAGGGGGUUUCUACCAUCUUGACACCAGCUACACACCUCACUGAGGGACUGUGUUAUUACACGGUGAAUUCACAAGGGGGUUUCUACCAUCUUGACACCAGCUACACACCUCACUGAGGGACUGUGUUAUCACAUUGUGAAUUCACAAGGGGGUUUCUACCAUCUUGACACCAGCUACACACCUCACUGAGGGACUGUGUUAUCACACGGUGAAUUCACAAGGGGGUUUCUACCAUCUUGACACCAGCUACACACCUCACUGAGGGACUUAUCCGUCAUUCUGAGUUUACGCUGCGCUAUAUUUUACACUCCGUCCUCAUUUUAGUGGUCCAUUUUUUAUCAUAAUGAUUAUAAAAAUCAUCAGUUUAUUGACCAUUUUUAAAUGCUAGACUGCCUGCUUAAAUUUUGUGGUUAUGUGUCCAUUUUGUGAUGACAGUUGUAUUUUGUUACUUAUAUAUUUAUAUGUAUUUGAGUCAUUUAAAAUAUGUAUAUGUUGAAUUUAGAGAGUGCAUGACAAGUCGGUGAAAACAAUCUAAAUGAAUAUCGUACUUGUGUCAGUUUACAUAAAAUUUCACCAAAGUUCAGUCCAGUAUUUGACUGAUUAUAAAGUUUUUUCAAGAAAAUCUCCAUAUUGGACUAUUGGGGAAAAAAGGUUGAGUGAAACUGGACAUGAUGUAAAUCUGCUGACGACCCAAGGAAUUGAACUCUGGACCAUGUUAAUCAGAGGGCACUGUGCUGUUUGCAGUAGUGCAUUUAUGAACCAAGCCAUACAUUUAGCAGGGGGUCUUCGUGGUCGAGGAGUUAGCACGUCACCACAACGCAAUGACCCAGAAGCCUCCCACCAAUGCAGUAGCUGUGAGUUCAAGUCCAGCUCAUGCUGGCUUCCUCUCCGGCCAUGUGUGGGAAGGUCUUCCAGCAACCUGCCAAUGGUCGUGUUUCCCCCGGGCUCUGCUCAGUUUCCUCCCACCAUCUUAUAUGUGAAAUAUUCUUCAGUACGGCGUAAAACACAUACAUGAAAUAAAUAAAUACAUUUGGCAAGAACAUUUAAGGGAGAACACAUAGAAAAUACAUGUAGAUA
Messenger RNA from Liolophura sinensis, 2238 nucleotides. RefSeq names its product protein N-terminal glutamine amidohydrolase-like. NCBI's taxonomy places the organism in Eukaryota, Metazoa, Mollusca, Polyplacophora, Chitonida, Chitonidae. The record is from RefSeq and is a predicted model, not a curated record. The transcript has 4 exons. Bases 466 to 963 code for a protein of 165 amino acids. Gene Ontology annotation, cellular component: cytosol; nucleus. Gene Ontology annotation, molecular function: protein-N-terminal asparagine amidohydrolase activity; protein-N-terminal glutamine amidohydrolase activity.